Papaver somniferum (opium poppy) is the source of this 1117-nucleotide messenger RNA. Its product is annotated as floral homeotic protein PMADS 1-like. Gene Ontology annotation, molecular function: protein dimerization activity; DNA-binding transcription factor activity, RNA polymerase II-specific; RNA polymerase II cis-regulatory region sequence-specific DNA binding. The record is from RefSeq and is a predicted model, not a curated record. NCBI's taxonomy places the organism in Eukaryota, Viridiplantae, Streptophyta, Magnoliopsida, Ranunculales, Papaveraceae. The transcript has 5 exons. Gene Ontology annotation, biological process: positive regulation of transcription by RNA polymerase II. The coding region runs from base 327 to 911 and encodes 194 amino acids.
GUAGCCAACUGCGUGGAGCUCAUACAUUCAUUCGUCUUGGGAUAAUCACUUGAAAAGUUGCUCUUUUUAGUGAAAAAAAAAAGUUGUGUUGCAAACUUGCAGAUUGGUCAUAUAGCUGGAUAAUUUUUUUGUCCAAGUGUAGUCCAUUUUGAAUGAAGUUGGGGUCUUUAUUGCUAUACAGACAGCACAGGGGUUCAUCUUUCCCCUUUGUAUGAGAGAGUGGUGAGGAGAGACUAGUUUGGUUGUUAGACUUUGCAUAUUUACCUGAAGGUCCUGAAGCUGAACUACUUGCAAACUCACUCAGUAAAGAUCUAGCUACAGAAAACAUGGUUAGUGGGAAGAGAGUGAUGAAGUAUAUAGAGAACACAACUAAUAGGCAAGUAACUUACUGCAAAAGAAGGUCAGGGAUUAUGAAGAAAGCUCAUGAAUUAUCCUAUCUUUGUGAUGCUCAAGUUUGUGUCGUCAUGUUUUCUGAAAGAGGCAAACUUCAUGAAUAUGUCAGUCCUUCUACUACGAUGAAGGAGUUGUUUGAUAGGUAUGAAAAGAACACUGAUAUAGAUCUAUCGCCUUCUGAAUAUGAGGCUGGUAAUGUAAAUCUCUUAAAGACUUUGGAAAAUGAAUUGAGAAAGCAGAAGGAGAUUAACAGUACGCUAAGGAAAGAGAUCGGGCAGAGGACUGGACAAGAGGACUUGAGUGAAUUUAGCUAUGGCCAACUGCUUGUUCUCAAGGGAGAUUUGCGUCAUUCUUUGGAAAUCGUUCGACAUCACAAGAUUAGAUCCGAGGAAGCACACAGAGGACUCCGCGUAAGGUUCCUCCAGGGGUCUCAUCUCAAUCCUCUCAAUGCAGUUCCAUCUCAAGUUACUUUCCAACUGCAACCAAGCCAGCACAAUCUUCAUGAUGCAGCAAGAUGAGAAUACUUCAAUUCCAACAGCUUGCUCUAGUACUCUAUCAACGAUCUGAGUAGUACUUAGGCAAAGUGUCAGAUUGUGUGACUAUGAGUUCAAAUUAUACUUUGAGCUAGUACUACGCAUUUUGGGAAUGGUUCGAAUGGAUGUUUCACCCGUGACUCCAAAUUGGUACUUUCAUAUUGAAUCUAUCUUUGACUCUUCGUGAUCAA